CGUCCACUAGACGUCUAGAGUUAAGCCAGAAGUUUUGGCUCUCAUACAAGCAGUGAUGAAAAACAUAUGAGUGGUAACAAGUCGCCUUAAUAUCAUUCUUCAGUACUAAGAUGGGCUAAUCUGAAGCAGCAGUUUACUCGGGUGUCACCCAGGGUGCCAGGAGGAUCAAGAAGUUUGCAAGUGGAAUUUUUCUUUAUACCUACUUUGCACUUCACAGCACUCAGCCUAACUUCCUUUCCCUCUCUUUUUAUAAAUGAAAUAACUGGACAAAAAGAUCUCAGGUGGAUUAUCAGAGUGCUUCUGGAAGAACUAUCAGACUUGCAAGAUCAUCCAUCCUGAUUAAGACAACAUGAAAGAGUACACACUCCUCCUCUUCUUGGCAUUGUGCUCUGCUAAACCUCUCAUUGGUCCUUCAUAUUUUACACUAAAGAAUAUGAUGCUCCAAGAUAUGGAAGAAGAAGAAGAUGACGACGACGACGACAAUUCUCUGUUUCCAACCACUGAACCAAUUAUUCCUCUAAUCCCUUUUGAUCUAUUCCCAACGUGCCCCUUUGGAUGCCAGUGUUAUGUGAGAGUUGUUCACUGUUCUGAUCUAGGUUUGACAUCAAUACCUCGCAACAUUCCACCAGAUACUCGCAUGAUUGACCUUCAGAACAACAAAAUAAGAGAGGUCAAGGAAAACGAUCUCCAAGGACUCGCAUCACUUUAUGCACUUGCUUUGAACAACAAUAAGAUAACCAAGAUCCAUCCAAAAGCCUUUCAGCCUACCAAGAAGUUGCGACGACUGUAUUUAUCUCAUAACCAGCUAACUGAGAUCCCAACAAACCUACCAAAAACUUUAGCAGAGCUCAGAAUUCAUGCUAAUAAGGUUAAGAAAAUCCCCAAGGAUGCGUUUAAAGGAAUGAAGUCUCUACACGUUCUGGAAAUGAGUGCAAAUCCUCUCAACAAUGAUGGAAUAGAGCCAGGUGCUUUUGAAGGAGUAAAUAUCUAUCACAUAAGAAUUGCAGAAGCUAAAUUAACUUCAAUUCCUAAAGAUUUACCCUCCAGUCUACUAGAGCUUCACUUAGAUGACAACAAGAUCACAGCAGUCGAACUUGAAGACUUUAACCGGUAUAAAGAUCUUCAAAGGCUUGGCCUUGGGAACAAUAAAAUCAAAGAUGUGGAAAAUGGAAGUUUUGCCAACAUACCAAGUAUACGAGAAAUCCACCUUGAAAAAAAUAAGCUCAAGAAAGUUCCUCCUGGAUUACCUGAUCUGAAAUACCUGCAGGUGGUCUUCCUUCAUUCGAACCACAUUGCAAAACUGGGAGUGAACGACUUCUGUCCAACAGGAAGAAGGAAGAAGAAAGCGUUAUACAGCGGGAUAAGCCUCUUCAAUAACCCUGUGAAGUACUGGGAGGUGCAGCCUUCAACCUUCCGCUGCAUCUUAGCCAGGAACAGCGUGCAGCUGGGAAAUUUCCUCAAGUGAUACCAAAGUCAGGGGUUACAAAAGCAACCUGUCCAAACCGUUUCUACGUUACUUGAAAUUUCCUGAAAAUGCCAACAUUUAACCAGUUUAUGAAGUAAUUACUAUUUCAGAAAAAGUUAAUUAGAAAUGAUAUUGCAGCAGGUGCCAUUGCCUUAUUUGACAAUGUUCAAGCCACAUUUGAAUAAUUUAAGCAGCAAUAUUUAUCUCAUGGAAGGACUCUUGGAACUGAAACUGGAAACUGCACUUGGUGUUUCCUGUAAUAGGUGUUGAAUUCUUUAAUCACGUAUUUUGCCAUAUUCUUUUUUCAAAAUAACUUCUAGAACUAAAGUAGGAGUCACUUAUUCCACAGUAAGGACCUUUCCUUUGCUAAAUAGUAUUGUUAAAAAAGAUGCAAAAACCUACCAGACAUUGACAAAUUCUUGUGCUUUUCUGGUAACCAGUGAACAGGAAAAUAUGCAAGAAGGUACAGCAUCAGCACUGUGAGGUCUUUCAUCUCUAAACUAGAAUAUAUUUUAGUUUGGGAGAUAAAAAUGGUUUUCAUAUCAAGAAUUAGCACAUAAGAACACUUAAAAGUUUGUGGUAUUUAUUCUUGCAACUUGAACGAGGAAAUGUUCAAUGUUUUCUACCAGUAUAAUUUGAUGCACUCUGGAUGAUAAAAGGAUGAUUCAAGGUUUAUCAUACGCUUUAAGCUUAAUAGGAAUGUUUACUAAAAUCUGUAGGCCAGCACAAUCAUCUUCUCUUACCUAUAAUAGUUGUAAUCAUGUUUUUCAUUUAAUUUUUUUCCUUUAUAUUCUGACAUCACACGGGUUAAGAAUCCCUCAUUAAUUUUACUAAGUAUCCUAAAAUUGCAGAACGCAAGCAGAUAGCUGGAACUCAACUACCCUGACUUCUUACACAGGUCAGCACAUAGAACUCUCAAUCCUGACAGUACUGUAUAGAAUGGAUAUUUUAUAUAUCUAUUUAGUGUAUAUUUGCUAUUGGGAUUCAAAAUAAAUUAAAUAAAUUUAACUAACACUUGUAUUUUUGUACUUUAUUACGAUAUGUCACAUCAAAGCAUUCAGAGAUUACAUCCAAGCACCUUUCUCACUCUUAUCUAGACAUUUUCUGUAUUCCUUCCUUUUUCAAAAGCUACAUAGUCUGCAAAUUAUUUAAUACAAUCACUCUU
This is a messenger RNA of Phasianus colchicus (ring-necked pheasant), 2630 nucleotides long. RefSeq names its product asporin (gene ASPN). NCBI's taxonomy places the organism in Eukaryota, Metazoa, Chordata, Aves, Galliformes, Phasianidae. Gene Ontology annotation, molecular function: protein binding. The record is from RefSeq and is a predicted model, not a curated record.